AUGUUCCCUACAGAACCAAGCACUAUAUAUUGCCUCUUCCUACUCUGCUGGAUAUUUCUUACCUCAAACGCCGCUAUCGACCGACACUCCCUCGUAACCCGCUACAACCCCACUCGAAUUACGUCCAACCCAACAACACCCAUGCAAGUCGGUAACGGCAACUUUGCUUUCGGCGCCGAUAAAAAUGGCUCACCUCCACCAAAUCGCACCAUGGAGGAUGUACACAAUUACAAAGGCGAAUCGCGGUACAAUCAUGGGAGAUUGGUGCAGUAUGACUUUGGUGGAGAUCCGGAGAUUGAGCAAUGGUUGACUGCGAAUCUCAAUCGGGUGAACUUGGGAACUGUCGGGCUGGUUUUUCUGGACGCGCAAACAGGCUUAAUCCAGAACGUUUCGGAAAGCGAUCUCAGCGACGUUCACCAAACGUUGGAUUUAUGGACGGGAAUCAUGUCAAGCGAAUUCACCUACGAGGAUACGACCAUUUAUGUGACCACUACUUCGGCGCAGGAUAUAUCUGCAAUCACAGUCACAGUCUCCUCUCCUCUCCUAUAUCCCAAUACGAGUAACGCCUUGACUCGUCUCGGGAUUUUUCUCGACUUUCCUUGGGGAGACCGUUCUCAAAUGUUCAGUGCUCCGUUCGUAGGAAACUUUAGCUCUGCCCUUUUCGAUAACCAUACCACCACGUUAUUGGACCAUAGCGAAAUUCAGGCUCAGAUUCAACAUCAAAUGGUAGACGCGAUAUUCUAUACCGCGGUCGAAAGUUCUACUAAAUUCGACAUCACACGCGAUUCGCCUAUCGCUCACCGCUACACAAUCCUUCCCCACUCAGACACCAACUCUCUCUCCCCCGUAAUCUCAUACAACUCCACCCUCCCUUCCUCGCUCCCUUCUUCCGAUUCACUCGUUCAAUCAUCCAUUGCCGCCUGGGAAUCAUAUUGGAUGAAAAGUGGUUUCGUCGAUCUCUUUAGCGGUUCAACAGAUUCCAGAGCCGACGAAUCGCAGAGAAUGAUCAUCCUUUUCGAGGCGGAGGAGGAUCCACCGCAAGAGUCAGCAAAUUCCACCAUGGAAGAAUACUUCUGGCACUCCGCCCACUGGGCUCCGUGGUCCAACUGGGAUCUUCUUCGCCGUUCCUCAAACGUCUACACCUCCUUCCUCCCUACCUCUCUUGUCCGUCACCAAAUCCAACAAGGCUGGUCCUCUGGUGCCCGUUGGCCCAAAAUGACCGAUCCCUCAUGUCGUGUUUCCCCCGGCAAAAGCAACAACCUCUCAAUAUGGGAACAGCCCCAUCCAUUAAAAUGGAAAGAUGUGGUGAAGGCGACAGCGGAUUGGAUGGCGGAUCUGGGUCCGCCGUUAUACGUCGUUUCGGAGGAUACAUCCCCAAAUGUGACUGUGAACCCUGCUUUUGAAUUGGCGUAUUGGCGGUUUGGGCUUGGUCUGGCAGAGGCGUGGUUCAACGAACUCAGAAAAAUCAAAAACAACCUCGCUCCUCUCCCAAUUCAGAAUAACGGUACUUCUACGGUGUAUACCGUCUAUGAAGGCAUUGAACGUGAUUUCUGGAUGGAUCCAGCAUAUAUCAAUGAUCAUCCUUCCUUGGUGGGAUUACAUGGGAUAGCAAAGGUGACGAUGGAGGAGGUGUGGGCGAGGUGGAAUUUUAGUAAUUGCUGGGGAUGGGACUUCCCUAUGCUAGCAAUAAAAGCUAUCGAGUGGUUACUACAUCCGUUAUUCCAAUUUGACGAUGUUGGAAUGCCGAUAGGCGGGGUGAGGGUGCCUACACCAUACUUCCCUGGAUCCGGUGCUCUACUCUGUGCAACGGCGAUGAUGGCGCAAGGGUGGAACGGGAGUGACGAGAAGGAAAGAGAAGGGGGAAAGGCACCAGGCUUCCCGAGAGCUGGGUGGAAUGUGAGCGUCGAGGGGUUAAGCACGGCGCUAUGAAGGAAAUGAUGGAUGAUAGUUCUUUUGAUCAGAACUCAGGGAACACACAAAUGAGAUUUCGAAAGACCUUUCUUGUCGUGUUUUGUUUUGGCUAUUACACUUAUCGUUUCAGGUACAGCUAUGUACUACCAUGCUCUUCCUUUGUCCACGAAUUGUAUCUGUGUCUCACCGUACAUUACGGAAAGCAACCAAUCUCGGUGCAAU
Lentinula edodes (shiitake mushroom) is the source of this 2133-nucleotide messenger RNA. RefSeq lists its product as uncharacterized. Gene Ontology annotation, biological process: carbohydrate metabolic process. The record is from RefSeq and is a predicted model, not a curated record. NCBI's taxonomy places the organism in Eukaryota, Fungi, Basidiomycota, Agaricomycetes, Agaricales, Omphalotaceae. The transcript has 12 exons. The coding region runs from base 1 to 1929 and encodes 642 amino acids.